Molecule: messenger RNA, 1158 nt
Organism: Rhododendron vialii
Lineage: Eukaryota; Viridiplantae; Streptophyta; Magnoliopsida; Ericales; Ericaceae
Exons: 3
Coding region: 1-1158 (385 amino acids)
Source: RefSeq, a predicted model, not a curated record
AUGCCUUCGGAAUCAACCUUAUUGCCUUCUCCUAUUGAAAGUUCAAGUCCAACAUCGAUCCUUGGGGAAUCUCCCAAGGAAGCAAGCAAGGAGGUUUCAGAGGAAAAGGAUAAAGCCUUGGCGAAACCAAAUUACAAUGCGGAGUUGCAUGAGUUAUUCAAUCAAGUGAAGAUCAACAUUUCUCUUAUGGAUGUAGUCAAGCAAAUUCCCUCAUAUGCUAAGUUUCUUAAAGAUUUGUGUACCCGAAAGCACAAGCUUAAUGUUCAAAAGAAGAUCUUUCUUACUGAACAAGUGAGUUCUAUCAUUCAGACGAAUAUCGCGCCUACGUACAAAGAUCCGGGAAGCCCUACUAUUGCGAUUACCAUUGGAGGGAAGCAUAUCGAACAAGCCUUACUUGAUCUUGGGGCCAGUGUUAAUCUACUUUCGUACUCUAUUUAUCAAGAACUUGGUUUGGGGGAAAUGAAGCCUACUCGUGUCACACUUCAGUUGGCCGAUCGAAGCGUUUGUGUACCAAGAGGGGUAGUGGAAGAUGUUCUAGUGCAAGUUGAUCAGUUUAUCUAUUCGGUCGAUUUUGUGAUUCUCGAUACAAAUCCGACCGACUCUUCUACUGCUUCUACUCCAGUGAUUCUUGGAAGACCCUUUUUAGCCACGGCGGAUGCAGUUAUCAACUGUCGAAAUAGACUUCUUAAUAUGACCUUCGAAGAACACGUGGACGAGUUGCUCUAUAGUGAUCCUUUGCAAGUUGCUCUUACAGCCGACGAGGUCGAAUUUCUCGAAUCUUCUGAAGUGAGUUAUUUGUGUUCAUUGCUCAAUGAGGAAGAUGAAGCUUGUGCUAUGAAUUCUUGGAUUCCAAAGUUUGAAGAGUUUGAGGAGCUUCCACCAAUUGAGAAGAAAGUUCUUCCAUCUAGCGUUGAGCCACCAAAAUUGGAAUUGAAACCUUUGCCUGACACUUUGAAGUAUGCUUUCCUUGGAGACAAUGAGACCUAUCAUGUGGUUAUUUCCUCAUCUCUUGAGAAUCUCCGAGAGACGAAGUUGAUUAAUUUAUUGAGGAGACACAUGAAGGCUAUAGGAUGGACCAUUGCGAAUAUCAAAGGAAUCGAUGCUACUCUUUACUCUCACCAUAUUGCUUUGGAGGAUAAUGUCAAGCCGUCUCGCUAA